This is a messenger RNA of Alosa alosa (allis shad), 2345 nucleotides long. RefSeq names its product tRNA phosphotransferase 1 (gene trpt1). The transcript is spliced from 7 exons. The coding region runs from base 289 to 975 and encodes 228 amino acids. Gene Ontology annotation, biological process: tRNA splicing, via endonucleolytic cleavage and ligation. Lineage: Eukaryota; Metazoa; Chordata; Actinopteri; Clupeiformes; Clupeidae. Gene Ontology annotation, molecular function: tRNA 2'-phosphotransferase activity. The record is from RefSeq and is a predicted model, not a curated record.
CCGUCAGAGACCGAUGACUGGUUUGUUCCGUGUUGUAGUCAUCAUGAGAGAUAGAUCGUGAACUAAAGACGUUCGUGGAACAGUGAGGCAAAAGUCUAAAUCGACUCCAAAAUUGUUCCUUAGUUUUCACGUGUUUACGUUCUAAAGUUUACGCUGUCUUAUUCCCGUAGUUGCUAUUAUACGCACCGUAAGGCCAUAUGAUCCACAAAACCAAAAUCCGGAGUGCAUCCAGGUUAAUUCACAUCAAUUUGUAAGGACUUAACUUUUGUUUUUCUUGGCCUCUAAAUUAUGGAAAUGCAGAGUAGUGGAAAAGGUGGAAGAGGGAGGCGAAGUGGGAACCGAGGCAGGGAGGACACGCCAGAUGCGCGUUUAUCGAAAUCAAUGACAUAUGCGCUGCGGCACGGAGCAAGUAAAAUGGGGCUGCACAUGAACUCGGAUGGCUUUGUGUUUGUGGAUGAUCUCAUCUCACAUCCCCAGUUUCAGUCAUUCUCGCUGGAAGAUGUGGAGAGGGUGGUGGCCAACAAUGACAAGCAGAGGUUCAAACUGCGCAGGCACCCAGAGAACGGGCGUCUGCAGAUAAGAGCCAAUCAGGGCCACUCAGUACAAGUGGCAGAUCUGGAGCUGAGAGCAGUGCACCCUGAAGCUCAGGACUUCCCACAGGAGGGAAUCCAUGGCUCCUACCUGAAACACUGGCCCUCCAUCCGCAACCAGGGCCUGAGCAGGAUGGGCAGAACACACAUACAUCUGGCACCUGGACUGCCAGGAGAACAGGGAGUUAUUAGCGGUAUGAGGAAAAACUGUGAAUUGGCCAUUUACAUUGAUGUCCCUAAAGCCAUAUCAGACGGCAUCCCGUUUUUCUGGUCAGAGAAUGGAGUCUUACUGACACCUGGUGACUCGGAGGGAAAACUUGCUCCCUGUUACUUCCGUAGAGCUGUGCAGCUCAAGCCCUCUCAGUGUGAACUGCAGCUGGAGUAGCUGGUCCUUGACAUAAAUGGAGCCAUAUGACUGCUUCAGCGGCUUUUCACACAGUGGUUAGACUCGUCCCACCGUUACCAAGACAACUGCUGCAUUUUUAAAAGUGACAAAACCACAAACACCUAUCUGAUCAACAUCCCCUGUUGAAAAGGCAGGUUUUACCUUUCAGCACAACUCCAGAUACCAUGGCCUUCUGGCCUUACACAGAUACUUACAUAACUUGAGUAACAUAACAACAAUGAAUGACCCAAAUCUGUAUUAGGCAAGUGUUAUCAAACCGGAGGCAGAUGCUAACCGUUAUUUUGGUUAACCGAAAGUAUAAGCAUGUGUGUUAUAGAUAGGAACACGCGUGCGCUUAUAAACCACCACCAAGUACUUAUGAGUGCCUCUGCAGACCAAGUCAGUGGUUUCCUGACUUGUCACUCAAACAAUUGAGUUUGUCGUUUGUGUUCUGUCCUUAGUCAACUGUGUUGUUCUAAGUGUAACAAAGGUUUUUUUAAAAGCAACAAUGUGUCCUGCUUUUCAUGGACAUGCUGUUUAUUUGAAAAGGUAAAUUGUCAGCCUAUGAAAAUGAUGUGCAGUGUGAAUUGGGUGAAAUUCAAGAUAAGAUAUUGUGUUUGAUGUCCAUUUUAGGCACCUGUUAUACUUCCUUUUUUGAGUUCCUGAAAUAUAUGAAAAUCUGGGUGUGACCAUUUCCAUCUGCAUAUAAGAAUACUGAUUCCUAAAUGAUGAAAUGUGUUGUGAGGCACAGUCCCUGCAGCAUUCCGUUACCAGAGUUAAGUUCAAGUAGCCUACUGUUCCUUUCUGGUGCUCAUGUGUUGGUUCAUAUUUCAUGAUAGGGUAUUGUGUUGUUAUGUUGUUAUAUUACAAAAAGUAGGAAGGAAUAUAUCAAGUGGAAAUUUUGUUUCAAACCUAAGUAUAUAAUACAUUAUUUAUUUUUAAGUUGUUAGUGAUAUGAGCAAUAAAGAUGAUUUGUUUUCAUAACAAACCACAGUGGCAUACAGCUCACACAGCCUGUGUGAGUUGUUCAUGGAAUGCAAGUGUAGCCUAUAGCUGUUUAUGUGAAAAGAGUUUGAAGUGAUAAAUACUCCACAGUUCUCCACUGUCUUUAGAGGGCUUCAUGGCCUCCAGUGAGUUUGUGGAAGAGCUCUUCAUUCAGGGUGUCGCUCUGGUCACGACCACGAGUGGACAUGAAGAUGUAUCCGCCGAUGUACUCAUGGACAAUCUUGCAGUUAGCAUUCACGCAGCCAAAUGCGAUGUUUAUAUGUCCAUCAAACUCAAUGGCCACCUGAUCAUAGAGAAGGCAGACAGUGAGUACCAGGCAUGAAUGGCAUCUGAUAUUUCAGCAAAUAAAUAUUGACCAUUUGUUA